AGCCUCACUUGCAUUCUUUCAUCUUUGUACGGCUGUACUCGCUACUCAGGACUCAGGAGUCAGAGCGAUGUGCCUUGAGAAGUUGAGACUUGAGAUCCGCCCAACCAAAGGCCUUUAUAAAAACUGCUACUGCAUCUUCGUAUAACUACUAAUUACUCUGGCAUAACGAGGUUUGAAGUUGCUUUAAACAGCAAAUCCAAGAUUUCCUAAUUUACCUGAAGCUUUUACUACACCGAGCAGCAAUCAUGUCAAGCAGUGAUUACGAGUCAGACACUCCUGUGGCAGUUCCCUUGAAAGCAGCUAGAAAUGAAAUACUAAAUGAUGCCAAAGACAAAGAAAGAUCCAUUUCUCUUGAGAAAAAGAGGAAAAAAAAUUCCAUUAAAGAGAUAAGAGCGCGCAGACAUGAGAGAAAUAUUCAACAAAAGAAAGUCAAGACUACACAAGAUAAUAAGAUGAAGGCCAUGCUGCUCGACACCAACUUACUGCAGAGUGCCAAGGCUUUGAAGACAAAGAUAGACGAGGAGGAAAUUGAUGAAGAUAAAGAAAUGGAUACAGAAUUCAACACAACAGCUGAAGAACACAGAAGUAAUCAAGAUUUGAGUAGUGGUGCCAGUGACAAUGAAUCUGACAGUGAACCAGUUGAUUAUUUCCAUAAAGAUCCUGGAGUGCACGUGGUGAGCGCAACAGAAUCUACAGACUAUUUCCUGAAGAAGGCCCUGCAGUGGAAGCAGGAGAUGCUCUAUGGACCUUCCAUAAACAGGAUGACAUAUGCUGAAUACAAGUCCAUGAAGGAGAAGAAGGAAGCUGAAAACACUCGACCCAAACUCGAAAAAAGAACUCGUCUAAGAUAAAUGCUCUGGCUUUUCA
Hyalella azteca is the source of this 867-nucleotide messenger RNA. RefSeq lists its product as uncharacterized. The transcript has 5 exons. NCBI's taxonomy places the organism in Eukaryota, Metazoa, Arthropoda, Malacostraca, Amphipoda, Hyalellidae. Bases 246 to 851 code for a protein of 201 amino acids. The record is from RefSeq and is a predicted model, not a curated record.